Molecule: messenger RNA, 2791 nt
Organism: Venturia canescens
Lineage: Eukaryota; Metazoa; Arthropoda; Insecta; Hymenoptera; Ichneumonidae
Gene: Mfe2
Product: peroxisomal Multifunctional enzyme type 2
Exons: 16
Coding region: 437-2608 (723 amino acids)
Molecular function (GO): oxidoreductase activity
Source: RefSeq, a predicted model, not a curated record
GCCCUACCUAGCUUAGAUAAAAAUAGUAUAGUUUAUUGCUUUUUAGUGGUUGCCGACAAAAAAUAUGUGACCACUCGAUUUAUGUCAAAAACAUAGUGGCAUAUUUAUGGGGCAUGAAUUUUAUCAGAGUCAUGAAUAAAUUGAAAGCACAGAUUGUGAGUCCAUUGGUGUAAACAUGUUGGACUUCGAGCAAAAAAUCAACUCACUGACGAGUCAUUGAGCAAUGACCUUUGAGUUGACACGUAAAAUCGUAUAAAAUCCAGUAGACAUUGGUCUGCAACAAAUCCUAGCAGAGCCAGUUCAAUAAAAAUAAAAAAAAAAAGGUUAUUGACGGAUGCACGGCCUACCAUUUUGAGGAAGGACGAUCACAAUAAUAUCCUUACUUUCGUCAGUUUUUUAGUUUAAGUUUACGCAAAAAAAGGUGAUACGGAUAAGAAUGGCAGAUAAAAUUCGUUUUGAUGGCCGAGUCGUUAUUGUUACGGGAGCUGGUGCAGGUUUGGGCAGGGCCUAUGCAUUAUUGUUUGCUUCAAGGGGAGCAAGUGUUGUCGUUAAUGACUUAGGAGGAGGUAGAGCCGGAGACGGCAGCAACACUAAAGUUGCUGAUGCUGUUGUAAAUGAAAUACGUCAAAAUGGUGGUAAAGCUGUUGCCAAUUAUGACUCGGUGGUUAAUGGAAAAGGCAUUGUACAAACAGCGAUAGAUGCUUUCGGUCGAUUAGAUAUUCUUGUAAACAAUGCAGGAAUUCUAAGAGAUCGAAGUUUUGUGAAGAUGACUGAGGCUGAUUGGGAUAUAAUUCAAGAUGUGCAUGUAAAGGGUGCUAUGAACACAACCCAAGCGGCAUGGGGACAUUUUCGUAAACAACGAUACGGUCGUGUCAUUUUCACGUCAAGCAACAGUGGCUUGUAUGGAAAUUUUGGUCAAGCCAAUUAUUCUGCGGCUAAAGCUGCUCUCGUUGGGUUGGCCAAUACGCUGGCGAUUGAAGGACGAAGCCACAAUAUUCACGUUAAUGUUAUCGUGCCGACUGCGGGUUCCCGCUUAACCGAAGAUGUCAUGCCUCCAGAUUUUUUUCAAGAAUUAAAACCUGAAUUGAUUGCACCUGUCGUUGUGUGGCUGUGUCAUGAAGAAUGUGAAGAAAGCGGAUCUAUCAUUGACUCAGCUGUGGGUUGGGCUGCGAAAUGCCAUUUAGUCCGAUCGAAGGGUGUUAAUUUUCGACAAAAUUUAUCGACCCCUGUAACUCCUGAAGCAGUAAAAAGUAAUUGGGCCCAAGUCACCGACAUGAGUAAUACUCAUCAUUUUGGAUCGAUUCAAGAAGCCACCGGUGAAUUGCUCAAUAUUUUGGAACAAACAAGGAGCGGUGGCUCCAAUAACGAGCCGCAACACAUUCUUGAGCAUACCUACAAUUAUCGGGAUACGAUUCUUUACGCUAUUGGAGUUGGAGCGAAGAAAUCCGAGGCAACUGAUUUUCAAUACCUCUACGAGAAUCAUGAAAACUUUUCCAUUUUGCCUUCCUUCUUUCUAAUAUAUGGACCAAUGGGUCCUAUGGGGACAAAUAUUAUGGAAAACUGCAUACCAGGAACUUCCGUGGAUUUGACAAGAGUUCUACACGGUGAACAAUAUUUAAAAGUACACAAGGCACUGCCCACGGAAGCAACGGUUGUGACACACUACAAGAUUGAUGAUGUACUCGACAAAACGAAGAACGCCCUCAUUUUGGUCAAUCACGAAACAUUUGACAAGAAAACAGGAGAUAAGCUCACUUCCGGUCAAAUGAGCGUUGUUGUGCGGGGAGCUGGAGGGUUUAAAGGUCCGCGUAAUUCGAGCCAUGAAAUACCAGCCGUAGAAAAACCAAAACGAAAACCCGAUGCAACUUAUACGGAAAAAACCAGCGGAGAUCAGGCUGUUAUUUACAGACUCAGCGGCGAUACAAAUCCUUUGCAUAUUGAUCCGAACAUGGCUGUAAUGGGCGGAUUCAAAGAACCAAUUCUUCAUGGACUUUGUUCUUUGGGAUUCGCUACGCGUCACGUCUUAAAGACAUUUGCAAACGGAAACUCUGCUCUAUUCGAGGCCAUUAAGGUCCGAUUUGCCCAACCCACUAUUCCUGGCGAAACACUUCAAACAAAUAUGUGGCAAAAUGGAUCGCGAAUUCAUUUUGAAACCAUCGUUGCCGAACGGAAUGUUGCAGUUAUCACAGGAGCUUACAUCGAUUUGAAAAGAGUAGAAAUUCAGUCAUUGCAACCCAAUAAAUGCCUGGCGAAGGAACAUCUUGAAAGCGACGCAAUAUUUGCUGCGAUAUCAAAUCUCCCAGCAAGCAGAAAUGUAUCUCUGCAAAAUCGGGCUGGUGGCAUUCUCCUCUAUGACGUUACCUCUGAAGGAGAAUUAAAACGAAGAUGGAGCGUGGACGUGAAACGGGGGAAAAUUUACGAAGGAUUGGUUCCAGGAAUCACUCCUGAGAAUACGAUUCGCGUUGACGACAAAGUCAUAAUUCAAGCGGUUUUGGGUAAGUGGAAUCAGCGACAAUUACGUCAACCAGUCAGUCCGAAUGUCGUGGGAAAUGUGGAACUUCUAGAAACUUUGAAACUUCUAAAUGACAAUUGUAAACCGAAGCUGUGAGAUAAAUGCCAAGUUUCAUCCUUUCAAAGAUGGAAAAAAUCCAUCGUAUUUUAUCAUACACUCGUUCAAUAUUUUUAUAGUUUUUUAACAUUGCAUUUAACACAGGUGAAGGUAAAGGACACGGUGUAUGGUACAUGUGCAAUGAAUAAAUAAACCAAGCUCAUCUCACUCAAUGACCAAGAA